GGCGUUGCCUGACGGGACCAGUGAAUGGGCCGCUCUGACGCCCGAGCGAUGAGCCAUGUGGCGACUGCUGCUGCUGCUGCUGCUGGUGGUGGUCGGGCCGCGACCGCACCACGCCCACCGGUCCGAUGACCCCACCGCUGGUCCAGUGAAUGGCCUCUCGUGCAUCUUCUGUGAAAACGUUCAGAGCAAUUUCAUCUGCAACAGGUUCGCCAUUGACACUCCGUGUCCCGCUGGUACCGAGUUCUGUCGCACCUUGCACAUCAUGGACUGGUCAGGAGUGAGCCUGGUGGUGAACAAACACUGCGCGACGGCCGACCAGUGCCGGGAGGACCAGGUCGGCUGUCUGCAGCAGGACCGGCAGAGGACGUGCGUCUCCUGCUGCGACGACUCAUUCUGCAAUGUGCCCGUGCCGACCAACUACUCCAACGCAGUGCUGGACAUCAAGCCGACGGCGCCGACCCGGGCGGUGACCUCGGCCGGGGCGGGUCACGCCGUCCGCUGGAGGCGGGCAGUGCUGCUCACGACGCUGCGCCUGGCGCUCAUCGACACCGGCUGACCCGGCCUAGGCCUGUAACGGCCCGGCACGGGGGUCCCGAGCGGGCGCCUCACACGGUCCGCGCAUCGACCCCGGACGUCUGUGACCAGCCCGCGGGCGACGCCCGGCUGGGCAGGAGCGCGCUCAUCGGGCCGCGUCCGGACCGGCCGCGGUGUCGACCCUCGGUGCGCUGUCGGCCCACCUCGUGUCGGAGCGGGCAGGAUGAGCAGGCUGAGCAGGCUGAGCAGGUUGACGGGGUCCUGGCCGCUGUGCGCAGCCGUAGACUGCAGCCGCACGGCCGCCGGUGGCCGGCUUCCACCAGCCACAGCACUGUGUCGGCGAGGCGGCACGGCGAGACACUCCGUGACACCGGUCCCCUCGCCGCCGGCGUGUCAACAGUGACGCUCGGCUCCCCGGUCACACAGCGCGUCACGGACGGAGCCCCGCGGCGCCGACGGUGCAAGCUGUUGUCCACCGACUCGUGACCGACACAGUGUCACAAACGGGCGUAAAUACUGGCCGUCGGUUGGCGCUGUUUGUAUUCGAUAAGCUAUGAUGACAUGUGUCAUAUAUAUACAACUGUGUGGCCUAUAAUUUGGAAUUUGGAGUUCAAGCAAUGUGGCAUCUGUCGCGUGACCUUUCUUUCCCGUAUUCGUGCUUUACGUGAACGUAACUUGUGUUGUGUCUGUGUUAUUUAUCAGCGUAGUGUUUUGUUGGGAUUGCUCUUUGCCUGAGCCUUAAGUAUUCCUUUGGUGGUUGUAUUAUAUCACAUGAAUAAUUGGUGUACUUCGUUAUACGCGAGUUCCGGGAAAGGCGAAUGUACAACUGCAGUUUAGACCCCAGUUUUUUGUGACACUGGUUCAAGAGUGAUCCAAGAAUGGGAGGUUUACACCAUGAUAAAUGUUACCAUGUAUCUUGUCCCCCGUACAUCAUACACAUUCGGUUUCCUAAUGCCCGAGAACAGUGGUAUCCGGUUUCCUAAUGCUCGAGAACAGUGGUAUCCGGUUUCCCAAUGCCCGAGAACAGUGGUUUGGUCAUGACACCAGAAUGCAUGUGUGUGAUAUGUCCGUGUGCUCGGUGCGUGGGUCAUCUUAUUUUGAUGAAAUGACCUCGAUUUACUGGAGCCGUGUACAUUGAAUAUCCCAAAUACUAACCAUACUAAAUGGCCUGUCGCAACGUUACAGCAUGUGGACGUCUGCCGUGAAAGGCAAACAGCAUGCAAUGGGCAAGUGGACGCGACAAACAUGUCGCCCGCAGCUGUGUCUUAAGAUGCUGGUUGCAUUCAUGCCAGCAAAAGCUUGCCGUGCCCAG
Messenger RNA from Pollicipes pollicipes, 1846 nucleotides. RefSeq names its product ly6/PLAUR domain-containing protein 6B. Gene Ontology annotation, molecular function: acetylcholine receptor regulator activity. The record is from RefSeq and is a predicted model, not a curated record. NCBI's taxonomy places the organism in Eukaryota, Metazoa, Arthropoda, Thecostraca, Pollicipedomorpha, Pollicipedidae. The transcript is spliced from 4 exons. Bases 56 to 556 code for a protein of 166 amino acids.